AUGGAUUACAAGAAUCGACGGGAGAACUACCGGGCCGUUUUGGCUGGCGACGUCUGCGUGCAUCCGGGUUCAGUUUUUGACCCCAUCUCGGCGCGCAUCGCUGAGGAUCUGGGCUUUGAGGUCGGUAUGUUCGCCGGCUCCAUCGCCAGCGGCACCGUGCUCGGCGCGCCGGACUACGUGGUGCUGACGCUCAGCGAGUUCGCCGAGCAGAUUUACCGCAUCUGCCGCGCCGGUGAGCUCAGCCUGAUGGUCGAUGCCGACCACGGCUACGGCAACGCCCUCAACGUGAAGCGGACGGUGGAAGAGCUGGAAGCCGCCGGCGUGGCCGCGCUGACCAUCGAGGACACCCUGCUGCCCAUGGCCUUUGGCGGCGGCGACUCGGAUACCAACCUCAUCUCGCUGGACGAAGGUAUCGGCAAGAUGAAGGCCGCGCUUUCGGGCCGCACCGACCCCAACUUGGUGGUCGCCGGGCGCACCAGCAGCAUCCGGGUCAGCGUUGACGAGUGCAUCAAACGGGUGAAGGCCUACGCCGCGGUUGGCGUGGAUGCGGCGUUCCUCGCGGGCGCCAGCACCAAAGCCGAGGUUGAGGCCGUCAGUUCCGAAGUGAACAUACCCCUGCUGCUGGGUGGCGUCGGCGGCGAGCUGACCGACAAGAAAUGGCUGGGCGACCACGGUGUUCGGGUGGCGCUACAGGGUCAUCUGCCCUUCCAGGCGGCGAUCAAAGCCGUCUACGACACGCUGAAGGCGCUGCGCGACGGCGUGGCUCCCGGCGACCUGCGGGAUCAGCUGGCUUCUCCCGACCUGAUCGCUCAGGUGACGCGAAAGGCCGAGUACGACCGGCAAAUUGCCGACUACCUGGGUUAA
Messenger RNA from Geodia barretti, 864 nucleotides. The record is from the annotation of a GenBank genome assembly. Lineage: Eukaryota; Metazoa; Porifera; Demospongiae; Tetractinellida; Geodiidae.